This is a messenger RNA of Trypanosoma cruzi, 1341 nucleotides long. RefSeq lists its product as uncharacterized. Gene Ontology annotation, molecular function: protein binding. The transcript has a single exon. NCBI's taxonomy places the organism in Eukaryota, Euglenozoa, Kinetoplastea, Trypanosomatida, Trypanosomatidae. The record is from RefSeq and is a predicted model, not a curated record. The coding region runs from base 1 to 1341 and encodes 446 amino acids.
AUGCAGCGUCGCACGACAAGCCCCUCCCGAGGACUCGGUGGGCGGCUGCAGGGAACUGCAGGCGGAGUGGCACGUCCUGGUGUCAGCAGGCCGAGUGCCGUAGUGCGUGAAUUGCAUAAGAACGACGGAACAAAUCCGCGAGGUGCGCGCGGUCGUCAGAUUGCUUCCGAGAUGGAGAGUCUGAUGGAGGACGUGUACGGCGGUGCCGUGACUCAACGUCCGCCCCCCUCAUCAGGAGCGGGUGGCGAGUACGCACGGUUUAAGACGGCAUUCAACGCAUCUGGCGUGCCGCGAAGCUGGCAAAGCGGCCCUGUGGAUGCAACUGGUCGCUGCUUUAAUGCCAGCGAUCGAAAUCUGCUUUGCAUGGAUGUUCAUAUUAGGAAUAAACUGUGCGUGGUGGGCUCUGCGGAUCAUGGACUCAAAGUUUUUGAUAUCAAGACAGGGAAAGAAAAGAAAAAUCUUUACACCAAAAAUUAUGGGCACACCGAGUGGGUGACAUGUUGUAAGUUCCUUCAAAACACUGGUCAGAUCAUCUCCGGUGGGAUGGACAGUAAACUGUGUCUUUGGGAGGCCACGGGACCGGUGCGCUGCAGCGACCUUCUGGGCCAUACAGGCAGCAUCAGUCAAGUGGAGGUUAACGAUUCAAGUAAAAUUGCCAUCAGUAGCAGUUAUGAUCGUACUAUGCGCCUUUGGGAUUGUGGCGGGGGCGGACGUUGUCUGUCGACGCUAGCUGGCCAUAAGGCACCUGUGAUGAUGUUUUCCUGGUGUGGAGCGCAAGUGCUCUCGGGAGAUCGUCAAGGCACUGCGAAGGUGUGGGAUCUUGAAACCGGUGACUGUCUCGCGACAAUGGCCACCAAACGUGGGCAAAUUGGGUCCCUAUGGCAUCUGCUCCACACGAGUGUGGGCCUCCUUUCCGUCAUUGGCGAUCAGGGAGGCGUUGUUACUGUCCUUGACUUCCCUCGCUUGGGAAGCAAGCCCAUCUUUCAAGAUGUCUUACACCCGGGUGGCGUCGUGAGUGGCAUCCGCUCCAUUGACGAGACACCGUACUUAGUCACUGCGGGCGCAGAUAAAAUUAUACUUACUUUGGACCCCCGUGCAAACUUUUCGACGGUACACCGCUUCACGGACCACCGCGACUUUAUCUACUCGCUUGAAACAUUUGGACCGCUGGUGCUCUCGGGUGGAGGAAACGGCUGGCUGCUUGUGCAUGACACCGUGACGGGGAAGUGCUGUUACGGCCUUGGAGCCAACGCAGCAGCCGUGCGGGAAAUUUUUGCCAGCCCCGAGCAUUUGGUGGCGGCCGGUGAUGACGGCAACGCGAUCGUUUAUGAUUAUCUCUAA